GAGGAUUAAUUUCUGCCCCUAUAACAACAAUAAUAUCAUACGCGCACUACCUCUGCAUAAUUUUUAUUUUAAUUUAUACAUACAAAAUUUAAAAACUUAAUUAUUAAACAAAUUAAGUACUCCACAUGUGGCAACCACACGCCAUUGGUGAAAAUCAGCUGUGCGCCUUGGCAUUUCAUAACCAAAAAGGAACAAGUGCACGCGAAUUACAAAACUUACCGCUUUACAAUUUUUUAUAAAAGUUAUAUGAAAAAUACAAGUAGAAAUAAAAUAUACUUAAAAUCCUUAGCAUAAAACACAGCAAUAUUGAAAAUGGUAGAUGCGGGACAAAAUGCUUCGAUCGAUAACUUGGAUAAGGAUCAAAUGAAAACAUUCUCAGAUUUUCUGAUGUCCUAUAAUAAAUUGUCGGAAAUGUGUUUCACAGAUUGCGUGCGCGACUUUACUACGCGUGUGGUCAAAGACAAUGAGGAGCGCUGUGCACUCAAUUGUAUGGAGAAGUACCUGAAGAUGAACCAACGUAUUUCACAGCGUUUCCAAGAGUUCCAAAUGAUUGCCAAUGAAAAUGCCAUAGCGAUGGCACAAAAAAGUGGCAAACUUUAACGUGUGUUUAGAGUGUUGCAAUGCAACGCAACGAUUCAUUGAUGUUGAGCACAGUGAAAUUGUGUAGAAUAUUUAGCCAGAGCUAUAAGCAUUUCCUCUGAAGCGUACAUUUGUGCAUUUGUUAACUUCACAACCAUUGUUUAAUAAAAGGUAAUUCUCUACUAUUUUUCGAGUUUUAAAAUAUUAGUGCAACAAAACAUUUAACUUGCAAGUAGUAUAUUCAAAAAGAAGUUUUUUGUCGUGAUGAAAUUUUACAUCUUGAUGAAAACGCAAAAUAUAUUUUAUUAAGUGGAUCAAAUAUUUUAUAUGUAACGCUUACCUUACUCGAUGUUACAUUUCUAGUUAUUGAAUAUCAAUAUACGAAAUAAAAUGUAUAAAUGUGAUUAUUUAAAGUGAAAAACAAAAGAAAUGUUAAGCGUGGCUAAAAAUAUGUUUUUUUACUUUGCAAGAAAUAUCUUGAUAGUAUUGAACUACAAUUUUGCGUAAUAAAAGAAGCUCUUGAAACAGUAAACGUCUACCCCUAGGACAAUGUAAAGAGUCGUGUGUCUGAAAGUACUUAAUUCAAGAACAUCAGCAAUCAGUAAAUUUUUUCCAACUUAUCUCGCAACCAAGACAAUUAAAAGGUAUAUUUUUACACUCUUUUAAGCACCGCUUACCAACCGUCUACCUCGGUAACAAAAUAUUGAAUAAAAAAUAGCUUUGCUUGCGACGAUGUACGCCGGAGUUCACUGCCCUGAUAAGCGGGCGCAUGGUUUUUAAACUGCUUAUUUGGCAUUUUUAUUUUCUUAAUAUUUCAUAUAUAAUAAUAUAAAAGAUUUAAAUUACUAUUCGAAAUCUUAAGAGAAUGCGCAGUGCUCACAUAUAUAUUUAAUAUCUUAAGAAUAAUGAUAAUAUUAGGAUACAGACAAGUUGCGAACGCGAAGAACUUAACAUAAGGGAAAAAAAACACAGAAUUUUUUUUUUAGAAAAUUUAAAAAUAUGUGCGAUAUUUCAUAUGUAUUCUUAAUGCACUUAAAAUAAUAAAUAAAAUAAAAUAUCAAUAUUUUACGGUAUUGUGAUCAAUUGACGAUGUAAUUACUAACUUAAUUCACAAGUAACUUUUGGUAACUGCUGAAUACUAAAGAAAAGUACUACUAACUAAGAAUGCUUUCACUUUGCAGAACUGCCUUAGCAGCUGACUCGAUGUAGAUUUCGUACGAUGAUAAAUGAAUGAAAAUUCACUAAUAAUGUUUUUUUUUUUCAAUGAAUUGAGCCACUUUCACCCUGAAAACCCUCUGUCUCGCUUAUCAAUGCGUACUCUAAAAUCACACGUCCUUCCUUGUAUCUAAAAUAGGAAAUACAAAUAAAUAGUUGAAUUCAGUUUUCAAAUAUUUCAACUUACUUUUGUGCAUCUUCAGUGGCGUAUUCAUACAUCCAGCCUAAUUUGGCAUCGCAGCUCUUGCACAUUACAUCGCGUACCAUAUGUCGACCCGUAAGCAUAACCCGCUCUUGGACAUUGCUAAAUGUCAGGUUAACCACACGCUUAAAAAGAUACGCACGACCUGCGAAACAAAUAAGUAAACAAUAAUGUAGUCAGUUGUGAUAAGUAAUCAGUGCAAGCAAUCUCAAUCUGACGCCAAACGCAAUUGCCACAACUCGUAUGUGUGGUAAUUCGCCAUCAUAAAAAUAAUUUCAUAGUUUAACUCACCCGUUGCGCCUGUAAACCGAGUGCUUAUCAAUUGACUACGAUUGGUAAGAUUUGUCUGGCACUGUGCGCAGUUGAACAGUUUCGAGCCGCCAAUAUGCUCGAGGAAAACACGGCCCAUAUUUAGUUUAUGUUAGACGUUUUAUUUUAUUUGUAUUUUUUUUAUAUUACAAUUGUUUUCUGUGAGUUUUAUUAUUUGUUUGUUUAACCUCACAAUAAUUGUCAAAUAUUUUAUUUUCUUCAGACAAAUUCACGAGUUUAAUCGUCUAAAUACGGUUGGUGCCACAAAUAACAGUAUUGAAAUAGUAUUCGUUUCACAAGUUGUACUGCUUAAUGCUGUUGAGAAACAUUGAAAAAUUGUGCCAUAUUAGGAAAAAAAGAAUGAAAUGACAAAAUUUUAUUCUUUGUUAGCAAAUUUGAAAAUUUCUCUUUUUUAUAUGCUCACUUGCUUAGGCAUUUUACUCUAUUUCAGCAUAUAUUUACCAAUACUUUUUGUACCGUUUAUCGCGUGACUUUGAUUAAUUUCUACUACGUUUCAAUCUAUAUUCGUCUUUCCCGAUAUUUUUUCUUUCUCUGUCGUAAUUUUCAAGUGCAUUUGCAAUUUAUUUUGACUCUUUCUAUUCUCUUGUUUAGACAAUAAAUGAACGGUAAAUAUUUUUGAAGUUAGCUGCAAUUGAGUCAAGAGUUGCCGGUAGAAGGUGAUUUUGUAAUUGAAACAUUGAAAAGAAAAAACUUCUAUUCUUUCAAGCUAUUUUUCAUUACUACGCCAUUGGAACGUAUUGUUUAAUUCUUGUUGUAUUAUGCAAAUAUUUACAAGAUUUAAAGCUGUACAUUUAAGACAUGUACGGUACCUUAAAGUUUAAUAUGGCUAACACAUAGCAUACUGUACCUGAAAUUGUACACACAACUUGCAACCCUGCAUACGUAAUUGGAAAUUCACAUUGACAGAUAAUCAAGUACAACAAACUUAAAUUUUUGUUCUUUCUUUCCGGAAUAGGAUUUUGUGAGGUGUGCUUGUUCUCGACUUCGAGCUAAGGCCAAAUUUUUAAAUAAAAAUCUAAUUUUUUGGCGACUUGCACCAAUAUUAAUAAUUUAAAUACU
Bactrocera oleae (olive fruit fly) is the source of this 3385-nucleotide messenger RNA. It is a transcript of the gene Tim9a, whose product is annotated as translocase of inner membrane 9. The record is from RefSeq and is a predicted model, not a curated record. Lineage: Eukaryota; Metazoa; Arthropoda; Insecta; Diptera; Tephritidae.